Coffea eugenioides is the source of this 606-nucleotide messenger RNA. RefSeq lists its product as uncharacterized. Bases 1 to 606 code for a protein of 201 amino acids. The record is from RefSeq and is a predicted model, not a curated record. Lineage: Eukaryota; Viridiplantae; Streptophyta; Magnoliopsida; Gentianales; Rubiaceae. The transcript has a single exon.
AUGAGAGCAAGUCAGCAGCAGCACAAGGAAAGGAUGCAAGAGGAUAGAGGGGGUACGAGCUAUGACCAACAGAGCUCAAAAAUCUGGAAAGGGGUGUGGUCCUUACAGAUGAAACACAAACUAAAACAUUUCAUCUGGAGGUGUCUACAUCACAGCCUGCCAGUAAAUGAACAAAUAAGCAGGAGAAUAGGUAAAGGCAGUCCAAUGUGUAGAAGUUGUGGGGAAGAGGUGAAGACAAUCAAACAUAUGCUGUUUUUUUGCAACACUGCUGAAACCACUUGGAAACUAGCACCAAUACAAUGGGAUGGUUUGAAGGAUAUGAGAAGCAAUUUUGUAAGAUGGUGGGAAGGGAUAUUAGGCGCAAAAAAGAGGGAACAAGGACAGGAGCAUAUAGCGCUAACUGUAAAUAUCCUCUGGCAAAUAUGGAAGACGAGGAACAGGAAAGCUUUUGAUGAAAAGGAUGCAGAUCCAAGGAAGUCAGUACAGAAAGUUGUGGUAGAGUGGAAUGAGUAUAUAGAAGCCCAAAAAGGUAUAGAUGGAGAGUUCAUUCAACAAACAACAAGCUCAAAUAGAAGCGAGGAAUGGAAGCCACCCUCAAGAGGAUAG